Molecule: messenger RNA, 1179 nt
Organism: Lolium rigidum
Lineage: Eukaryota; Viridiplantae; Streptophyta; Magnoliopsida; Poales; Poaceae
Product: mRNA cap guanine-N7 methyltransferase 2
Exons: 11
Coding region: 42-1067 (341 amino acids)
Biological process (GO): 7-methylguanosine mRNA capping
Cellular component (GO): nucleus
Molecular function (GO): mRNA 5'-cap (guanine-N7-)-methyltransferase activity
Source: RefSeq, a predicted model, not a curated record
UUGCUCUCAGUUGCCUAUCGCUGUAAUUGGAGAAACAGCGCAUGGCGGCCGUACCACAUCAUCAUCUGCUAUAUGAAUUCGCCAAGGCCGCACUCAUCAAAAUAUUCGCCUUUCCUUAUGCCACGGUAUGCGACAUGUACUGCAACGGUGGAGCUGAUGCAGAAAAGUGGGGUGACGCCCAAAUUGGUCGCUACAUAGGAAUCGAUGCUUCUGCACCGGCUGUCAGUGAUGCUGUGCGUGAACUAUGGGAGAACAAAUGGAAGCAUUUUACCACCGAGUUCAUUUUGUUGAACCCUUCUGCUGAGGACUUUGAAACUCAGUUGCAUGAAAAAGGCAUCCAAGCGGAUAUAGUUUGCUGCAUGCAGAAUUUACAGUUAUGCUUUGAAACUGAGGAGCACGCAAAGAGGCUUCUCAAUAACGUAUCAUCAUUGCUCAAACCUGGAGGCUAUUUCCUUGGCAUAAUUCCUGAUUCAUCCACAAUAUGGACAAAAUAUCAAAAGAACGUUGAGGCUUCACAUAAUAAGGGUCUCAAAACUGUUCCAAAUAGCAUCCGCUCCGAGAACUACACAAUUACCUUCGAAAUCGAGGAAGAAAAGUUUCCUUUCUUUGGAAAGAAGUACCAACUCAAAUUUGCAAAUGAAGCGAUGUUUGAGAAUCAUUGCUUGGUCCACUUUCCCAGCCUUAUGAGAUUAGCAAGGGAGGUUGGACUUGAAUAUGUGGAGAUCCAGAAUUUGACUGAGUUCUAUGAUGACAACAGAACACAGUUUGCUCCAAUGCUUGGUAAUUGUGGUGCCAAUUUGGUGGAUCCUCGUGGAAAGCUGGUUGCUCGCUCCUACGAUAUUUUAGGCUUGUAUUCUACUUUUGUAUUCCAGAAGCCUGACCCAGAUGCAAUACCACCUAUUGUAACACCUGACUUGAAUGAUGCUGAUGACGCUCAUGAAGAGGAACGGCUCUGGAGGCAGCAGGCAGCAGUGGAUGAUGGGAGGCGCUCACAGGCAGAUGUCAUUCCUCUUGAUCCUGAUCAGAAAGGCAUCCUGGGUCCGGGACCUGCAGAUUUGAGACUUUAGUUUGCCAGAAAUUCAGUUGUAAAUGUGAACUUGCAGUGAUGAUGCGCCCUCAGUCGGUGGUGCAUUGUAGUACUCUGUUUAUGUUGUAACUUCUCCUGGUUUACUAGGUUGA